Nicotiana attenuata is the source of this 711-nucleotide messenger RNA. RefSeq names its product hepatoma-derived growth factor-related protein 2-like. The transcript has 3 exons. Bases 1 to 711 code for a protein of 236 amino acids. NCBI's taxonomy places the organism in Eukaryota, Viridiplantae, Streptophyta, Magnoliopsida, Solanales, Solanaceae. The record is from RefSeq and is a predicted model, not a curated record.
AUGACCAACCCCCAAGAUAACCCAGGCUCUCCUUCACCACCUACCCCAUCCGAUUCCUCCACUACUCCUCAACCCAGCACAAUCCCCCAACCUAGGAGAAGGCGAGUGAAGAUGCUUGCUCGCAAAACUGUGGCUAUAGGUGCGCUUUCAAAGAAACUAAAUGCAAAAUUGAAGUCUAGUCAAGCCCAAGAUUCUAAAAGUUCAGAUGAUUCUUUUAAGUCUGCGAGUGAGGGGGAAGGAACUGGGUCUUCUGAUUCUGAAAAGGUGCAAAAUCCCCCUUCUAAGAAAAGGAGAACUCCAACACCAAAAGCUCCUAGCACUGCAAAAACUACCAAGAAAAGGAAGGCUACUUCUCUAACAACUACUGAGAUUCCUCUACCAAAAGGAAGGGCCACAAGGAGUAAGUUGAAGCAGAGUGAGGAUGAGUUACAAAAGGCCAUGGCAGAAAGCAAGAAGAAAAGAAUGGACAAAGAGAAAGCUAAAGUUGCAGAGCUUGUUGAGGCUGUUGAUACCCCUAAGCCCAAGAAGACCAAGACUUCCUCCAAGAAGUCUUCAUCUGUAUCUAAGACUACUGAACCCUCUUUGGCUAAAAGGACAAGGUCUGCUGUGAAAGCCAAGCAAGUUAAAAUCACUGAGGAGGAAGAAUGGAGUGGUGAAGAAGAGAGUGAAUCUGAUAAUGAACAAGACAAGUUGGCCAAGUUUGGCAAAUGA